Diospyros lotus (date-plum) is the source of this 2095-nucleotide messenger RNA. RefSeq lists its product as uncharacterized. Gene Ontology annotation, biological process: ribosomal small subunit biogenesis; ribosomal small subunit export from nucleus. Gene Ontology annotation, cellular component: cytosol; nucleus; preribosome, small subunit precursor. The record is from RefSeq and is a predicted model, not a curated record. The transcript has 5 exons. Lineage: Eukaryota; Viridiplantae; Streptophyta; Magnoliopsida; Ericales; Ebenaceae. The coding region runs from base 41 to 1690 and encodes 549 amino acids.
CAGAUCGCUAACUUCCGAUACCGACAUCCAAAGAGAAAAGAUGGGGAAGAAGAAAUUCAUCGACAAGAAGAAAUCGGCAACCUUUCAACUUCUCGCCCGCGAUUCGGCCGAUCCAAGCUACGGCGACGGGCCCUCCGGCGAUCGGGUUUUCGUGAGAGUUGACAACAAUCCUUAUUCAGUCAGUGCCCUCUCCGAUGAGCAUAGCGACGCCGUUCCAGGCGAGGGGCAACUCGGCUGCCACGGCCUCGAUUCGGUGUUCGCCGACGCUCCGGACGAUGACGAGGAGGAAGACGACGCCCAGCACUUUGGGGAGCGGGCUCAAUCGCUGCCGCAGACCUCGGCGGCGCCUUUGCCGGAUCAUAUUAGGAGGGAGAUAUUGGAGCUAGGGUUUCCAGACGAUGGCUACAACUACUUGAUUCACUUGAGGGAUAUCAAGAACACUGGGGGCGGUUCGACUUUUUUUCAGAACAGUAAGGCGAAGCUUGACCAGCUACCUCGUGAUGUUAAGGCAUAUGAUGCAUCAAGAGUGGAUGUUUCUAAGGUAAAUGAUGAUUCCAAUGAUAAGUCAAUUUAUAGUGUUGCAUCGAGGACUGUAGGUGUGAGGCUCCAGAAAGCAGUUGAUCCCGAAGUAGCUGCAUUGCUUGACGAUAGCGAUUUGUCUCGUUUUGGUUCUGAUGAUGAUGAGGACCUGGAGGAGGAUUUUGUGGUUAAGGCCAACCUUCCUAAUGAAUUGGUGGAGACAGACUUUGAUGAGAAGUUGAGUUUAGUUGAAAAAUCUGUGCUGAACAGAACAGAAAUUAUUCAGUCUAAAGCUUCUGAUUCUCAAGGAAAUAUGCCCGAAUUUGUUGGUGCAGAAAGAGACAGAAAUUACCCACGAGCUACCAGUGAAUACUGCACUGAUGAGAAGCCAAGAGUUCGCCGCCUUUUAGAUGAGCAGUUUGAUUUGCUUGAACAUCAGGAAUAUGGUACAGACAGUGGAAAUGAAUAUGAUGAUUUCAUAGAUGAAGAAGAUGAACAUCCUGAAUCCCUGGCAGAAAAGCUCAAUCAUGCCCUUAAAGACCAUGUGAAGGAAGACAUAGAAAUUGAUGGCGAAUAUAAAGUUCCUUCAGACUUGUUGCAUAAUAAAGAGAAACCAGGAGAAGACUCAGCAGACUCUGUUGCUGAUGUCAUUCACAGGUGUAGGGAAUAUGCUGAGAAGUAUGAAAAUGGAGAAGAAAAUGAAGAAAUGGCUGUUAUACUGGAAAGCAGUGAUGAGUCUGAAGGGUGGGAUUGCGAGACCAUCAUCUCAACCUAUUCAAAUCUUGAUAACCACUAUGGGAAAAUUGAAGCUCCAGAACUACGGAGAAGAAAGAAAUUGGCUGAAACACUAUCUGGAGCCCUGACGGCCCCGGGCCAUGUAAUAUCUCUUAAAGGAAAAGAGAAGCUUCCAGUGGACUACUUGCCUGGCUAUUUGAGAUCUGGUACAGGAAAGGUGAAAGAUGGGAAUACCAUGAGAAAGGAGCACCAAAAGAGGAAGCAACAUGGUCAGGAGUCAAAGGAGGAGAAAAAAGAGAGGAAGGCUGCUGUAAAGGCUGAAAGGCGUGAAGCACGUCAAGUGAAGAAAGAAAUGAAAGGGCUAUACAGGUGUGAAGCCCAGCGUGCUCAGCGAGUUGCCGCCUCUACUGGUCCAUCAUCUGUUCUUCAUUUGUAGGUUAUUUGGCUUCUGGGGCUUCUCAAGACAAGGUGGUCUUCCAUCUGGAUGUUUCUUUAUGAUUUAUGAAGUAUACUUGGCGACAACAAAAAUCCACGGCCAAUUUGCGGAACAGGGAAGCUAUGAUUGUUAGCCUUGCUCAACUUGUUUAAAAUUUGGAAUUUUAUUUAUGUGAUAAAUAGGCUGCUAGGAGUAGUAUUUGUUGGUUUAGUGAAGCAUAUUUCUGAAUUCUGAGUGCACAUUUGCUGUUAUAUGUAUGUAACCAUCAGCUUUGUUGCACAACCACGGGCCAAUUAGCCAGCCUUAUACACUUGAUAAUGACCAUUGCAUGGGAUUAUAAUAGUUUCUUUGACUUGUUUAUUUGCUGAAUUUAACUGAAGCUGAGCUGAAACUGAUUCUGUGACU